Tetrahymena thermophila SB210 is the source of this 504-nucleotide messenger RNA. RefSeq names its product calcineurin Ca2+binding regulatory subunit CnaB. The record is from RefSeq and is a predicted model, not a curated record. The transcript has a single exon. Lineage: Eukaryota; Ciliophora; Oligohymenophorea; Hymenostomatida; Tetrahymenidae. Gene Ontology annotation, molecular function: calcium-dependent protein serine/threonine phosphatase regulator activity; calcium ion binding.
AUGGGUAACGCUCCAAGUGAAAAUCCUUGCAACUUCACUCCCCAAGAAAUGAAGAGACUUUACAAGAGUUUCAAGAAGAUGGAUAAAGACUAGUCAGGAGAUUUAGAAAUCGAUGAAUUUUUAAGCUUACCAGAAUUGUCUUAAAAUCCUUUAGUUAGAAGAGUUGUAUCAAUUUUUGAUAAAAAUAAAGAUGGAACAAUUAGCUUUGAGGAAUUUGUAACUGGACUGAGUGCUUUGUACUCAGAUAACGAAAAUGCAAAAUUAGAAUUUGCUUUCAAAGUUUAUGAUAUCGAAGAUGAUGGCUAUAUCUCUAACGGUGAGCUAUUCUCUGUACUUAAGAUGAUGGUUGGAACUAAUCUUACAGAAAUUUAGCUUUAGCAAUUAGUAGAUAGAACUAUUAUUAAGGCAGAUGAAGACUUUGAUGGCAAAAUUUCAUUUGAAGAAUUUAAAAAAAUGGUUAAGGAUCUAGAUGUAGCUCAAAAGCUAACUCUUUCACCCAUAUGA